AUGGAAGAAUGGGGAAAACGAACAUGGAAUCUCUUUUCAAAGAUUCGAACUGAAUCACCGCUAAUUCAAUGCAUAACCAACUUUGUCUCAAUGGAUCUUAUGGCCAACACUCUCUUAUCCGCCGGAGCGUCUCCAGCCAUGGUUCAUUCCGUCGAAGAGAUUCCCGACUUCACUCCGCGCGUCAGUGCUCUGUGCGUCAACCUCGGCACACUCUCUCCCGACUCUCUUUCUGCUAUGAUAACUGCAGCUCAGAUAUGCUCCGAGUUGGGUAUUCCUUGGGUUCUUGAUCCCGUCGCUGUUUCCGCCUCGUCUUUUCGAUUCGAUGCUUGCGUUCGCCUUCUUGGAUUUAAACCCACUGUUAUUAGAGGAAAUGCUUCUGAAAUUAUUGCUCUUUCUUCCUCCUCCAAAUCCUCCUCCGCCAAGGGUGCAGACAGUACUCAUGAUUCAAUGGAUGCAGUUGAAGCAGCUAAGUUGUUGGCUCGAACAAGUGGUGCCAUUGUCGCAGUGUCAGGAGCUACUGACAUUGUCACAGAUGGUAAUCAAGUUGUUGGUGCUCACAAUGGAGUCGCAUUGAUGCAAAAAGUUACAGCAACUGGGUGUUCUGUCACUGCACUCAUUGCUGCCUUUCUUGCACUUGACAAAACCCAUGCUUUAGAUGCGGCUGUAUCAGCACUAGCUGUAUUCGGAGUUGCCGGUGAGUUAGGAAUGAAGAUGGCUAAAGGACCCGCGUCAUUGCGAAUGCACUUGAUAGAUGCGCUCUAUGGGCUUGACGAAGCUACGCUACUGUCUCAUGUUAAUAUCACAAGCUUGUCUUGA
This is a messenger RNA of Vicia faba (fava bean), 816 nucleotides long. The record is from the annotation of a GenBank genome assembly. Lineage: Eukaryota; Viridiplantae; Streptophyta; Magnoliopsida; Fabales; Fabaceae.